This is a messenger RNA of Acanthosepion pharaonis, 654 nucleotides long. NCBI's taxonomy places the organism in Eukaryota, Metazoa, Mollusca, Cephalopoda, Sepiida, Sepiidae. The record is from the annotation of a GenBank genome assembly.
AUGGCUUGUGAAGAACCACUCCCAUUUUUCGGAAGAAAUGAUAACAGAAAAAUGACGCGAAAUCCCCAAGCAGACAUCGUUAGGCUUUCUUUCUCUCCACAUUUCACCUUUCUCUUUCUUUCUUUCUUUCUUUCUUUCUUUCUUUCUUUCCUUCUUUCUUUCUUUCUUACUCUCUUCUUUCUUUCUUUCAUUCUUUCUGUCUGUAUUUCUUUCUUUGAAUUACAUGCUCCCUUUCUCUUUCUCAAUCAUAUAUCAAACAUUCAUUCUCUCCACAUUUCAUCCUACUCUUUCAUUCAUUCAUUCAUUCAUUCUUUCUUUCUUUUUUCUUUCUUUGAAUCCUCCUCCUCCUUUCUCUUUCUCAGUCAUACAUCAGUCUUUCUUUUUCUCCACAUUUCACCUUACUCUUUCCUUCUUUCUUUCGUUCUUUCUGCUUUUAUUUCUUUCUUUGAAUUACACUCUCCAUUUCUCUUUCUUAAUAAUAUAUAUCAAACAUUCAUUCUCUCCGCAUUUCACCCUACUCUUUCAUUCUUUCUUUCUUUCUUUCUUUCUUCAAGUCCUUUCUCUUUCUCAAUCAUAUAUCAGACUUUCUUUCUCGCCACAAUUCACCCUACUCUUUCUUUCUUUCUUUCUUUCUUUCUUUCUUUCUUUCUUUGA